Molecule: messenger RNA, 4002 nt
Organism: Zootermopsis nevadensis
Lineage: Eukaryota; Metazoa; Arthropoda; Insecta; Blattodea; Termopsidae
Source: RefSeq, a predicted model, not a curated record
UGUCUUGUCCAGUGCCAACUGAUGUGUGGACCUGUAGUGUGUUAAGAUCCACAAACAAAUACGCUCACGAGGAGCAGUGCCCACUAGAUACCGAGGCCUGCGUUGUGUUCUAUAGCUGCCAGAUGGCACGCAGAGCGAGCUGUUUCCUCUGCUAGGAUCCCAAGUCCAGUCGAUGCAAGUUUGUGAUUACGCUGUUAUUUGUGUGUGUGUAGGCUAUACCAAGUUCCGUUGAUAUGUGACCACACACGCCUACUACAUCGUGAAGAAUGAUUACGCUGUGGUACAAACGUUUACAAUAAUAUUCCAUCAACUCACUGUGCACACUUUCGUAAUAAACUUUUUUACUUUCGUGUGAAGUUAGACAGUGUUUUGAUCUUAGUUAACUUUAUGUAUUUGUGGAACGGACUUGAAUAUUAAAAUGUGAAAUAUUGUUCGUCGAAGGGUGUCUCAUCGUCAUGUAAAGUCCAUGUUACUUUUCAGUGUCCCACGUAACAAAACGUUUAGAAUGUGACCACGAUAACUCAUGGAUGAUUUUAUACAUCUCUGAAGAUUAACACAUAGGGUGUUUUUGCAUUGGUGCGGAGUCAACAAAUUCUGCAGGUGAAGACAGCAGUCAUAUUUUAUUAUUGUAGUGCGAAGAAGGGCGCAGGCGUAGACCCAGAGCUGCUCCUGAAUAUUGGCCUCCCAGUCGAACAUCUAGUGGCUUCCGGGGCUGUGCCAGCGAGCCCCGGGCAGACGACGUCCGUUUUCUGAACACUUCCACCUCUCUGCUGUGUGGACUAACCGGACCAUCUGCCCCUUAUCCUGCGUCACCUCGCCAGGCAGAUCAACGCCUCCGAAAGCUCAUCUUGUUACUGUCAUGUCGUCAUUUUUAUUGGACAAGUCCUUGUUGCCCUGAUAAUGAAGGCAGCAAAGACCACGGAAACGUUUUGUUUCAAGAUGGCCACUAACGAAAGUUGGAAAAUAAUCUCAGACAGGCAACCGGAAGACAAGACAACAUUGCAGUGAUAUCUUCGAACCAGUUCUCACUUCCAAAACAUUGGAGAUGGGGCCUCAACGACUCUUGAGAGACCUGCCUGAUCCAUCACCUGGUGUUUAUAGCAAACAUGAGAGGAAAACUGUGUCCUUCCGUCGAUGGCUGCUAUGGAUACCUCUGGUAAUAUUUGCAUCUCUUCUCUACGUCUUUGACAUUGGAGGGGAGUUGCAAUACAACAUCCCACUGCCUUACAAUAUUGCAUUCGAUAAACCACUUCUGAAUGUACAGUCUGGAUUCCUAGUGGACACGGUCGGAUGUAGGAUUCCAGAUCUGGAUUUACUUGAUCCUGUCAUUAGAGAGUUCAUUAAAAAGGAAAAUCCACUGAACUGCCAUGAGAAACACCCUCUUCUCAUUGAUGCCAAUCUCACGUCAUUGUUCAUUAAGAAGUCCACAUUACCAAUCUUCAACAUCAGCGACGAGGAGCUUGAAUGCUGCUAUCAACCAUUUUGGAGAUCCAAACCACGCAGUGAAAAUGAUAAUUUUGAUAACAGAAUAGUGUUUGCUGACAACUGUACAUCAUUUAAGAAUGAAGUUUCCAUCGAAGAGGAAUUUGUGAAAGUUACGUGUAGUGUGGAUAACCAAAUCGUGUACAAAAACUACCACGCUUUUGUACCUAUAAAAAUAAAAGUUGAGAAAUUUUGCAAAGACGCUAGAGAAAAUACAUCUAGUCGAAACAGGGAACGUAUGAGUGUACUGAUUCUAGGGAUGGACGCUGUGUCCCGUUUAAAUUUCCACAGACAAAUGCCAAAAACAGAGUCUCUCUUACGCAGAAUGCACGCCAUCGAACUCUUCGGAUAUAACAAGGUCGCUGAUAAUACAUUUCCAAAUCUGGUCCCAGUUCUCUCUGGCCUGUCAGAGAAGGAAUUACGCGACACGUGCUGGCCACAGACAAGUUCUGUAUUUGACAAAUGCAACUGGAUCUGGAAGAACUUCAGUGCCGCAGGGUAUCGGACAGCGUUUGGAGAAGACGCCGCGUGGAUGGGAUUGUUUACGUACGUGAAACACGGAUUUAAGGAACAACCGACCGACUAUUACUUAAGACCAUUUAUGAAGACAGCCGAAGAUGACGCUGGACACAAGAAUCAGCUGAAUGCGAACUUAUGCAUAGGGCCAAAGAUGUCUGUUGCAGUCCUUCUUGAUUAUAUAUCAAACUUUGCUAUCGCGAUGUCAUCUAAAGAUUCUUUUGCGUUUUUCUGGGGCGCAAGUCUUACACACGAUUUUCUCAAUUAUCCAAGUCUGGGAGACGACGUUCACGAAAAAUUUCUAAAACACCUCGUAAACACAGGUUCAUUGAAUCACACAGUUUUUAUCUUUAUGAGUGACCAUGGAAUUAGAUGGGGAGGAAUUCGCGAGACUUACCAGGGACGUUUAGAAGAGAGACUACCGUUUGCAUUCUUCGUGUUUCCUAAUUGGUUCAGAAACCUUUAUCCGACUGCUAUCGCUAAUUUACAUAAAAAUACACAUCGUCUCACUACUCCAUUUGAUAUUUAUGAAACACUACUGGAUAUCUUGAAUCUUGAACAAAUUGAAAACGAAUCGAUACGAAGGCGAAGUAGAGAAUUGAAUGAAGCUAAAUCGAAACCUAGACAAAUAAGUUUAUUCCUCCCCGUUGACAAGUCUCGAACGUGCGCUGAAGCUGGUAUAGACCCACACUGGUGUACAUGUCAGAGGAGUAAGACUUUGCCAGUAGGAGAUGCCAUAAUUAAAAAUAUGUCAUUAAUAAUAGUUGACCAUCUAAAUUCUCUCCUAAAGCCAUAUGGAGUGUGUUCACAACUUAAGCUUGUAGAGGUGAAAAGUGCCUCUGUUCAAUAUCCUCAAGAACAUUUAUACGAAAAAACCAAAGAUCAGGGUUUGAAAGACUACGUUCUCGUGAUACGAACUACCCCCGGAGACGCGCUGUUUGAAGCUACAGUUCGUCGCCAUAUCAACAACAGCAGUACAGAAGUUACUGGUGUCGUAAGUCGAAUAAAUGCUUACGGCAGUCAAAGUUCUUGUGUAACAGACUUUCAUAUGAAACUUUACUGUUUCUGUAAGUCGUAUUUUGGUACAAGGACUUAACUGUGAUGAAUCACUGAUUUUGAAGAAACUUUGCAUUAAUAACUACUGUACAUUAAUCUAUACGUGCCUUAAUUGUUUUUCGUAUUGCUGCCAGAAAUAUAUCAACUACAAGAGUAAUGAUACGUAAUAAUAAAUACGAAACAGUUGAAUCUUUAAAGUUUAAAAACAAUCACAGUCUUCAAAGGAAAAUUAAUCCAGGGUCGACAUGGUCUUGUAAGUGACUGGAUUAAUUAAAAAUUUAAAGCCUAGUGGUAAUGGUAACUUUUGAAUUUUGUAUUUACGGGUUUCAAUGCAAAAAAGCGAUUAUUUCCUGAAACAGCGUUAACCAAUCGAUCGUUGUAAUAGUGAAGUGUCGUAUUUUCUUUGAAGUCAAGCCCGUACAAUUUUAAAUAUGCGUUUCUUAAGCCAUGGUACGUUCUUUGAUGUCAUCUAUUUCAGUAUUUGGGGAGGGGGGGGGUUACCACAACAAAUCUCUUACUAUAUUCUAGUAGAUUAAAGUAAAAAAGAUGGGAAUUAAAUUUCCUCCGUGCCUGAGCACAGAAUGAAAUAUUAUACGGGGCGCAGAUGUAAAAUUCCACUGUUUUCUGUAUAUAUGAAGCAGUCAUACCAACAUUUCAACAGCUUGAGUACAUAGCCGAUUGAUGUUUUAUCCACAUAUGAGUUCUAGAGCAGUGUUCUGCGAUUGGUGUGCCACAGAACACCAAUUUACCACCACGAGGUUUAAGAUUUCAGGUGUGUUGCGUCCUUGACGAAUUAUGGUGUUCCAUGAAAGAAGAAAAGUUGCAGAACACUGUUAUAAAGUGAUAAAGGUGUUAGGUAAAUGGAUAAGAAUGAUUUAUAUCUUAAUUGCGUCAUGUUUGUGUUUUAUUGAUACAAUAUUUUAUUUUCCGUCUAUACACAAACUUAAA